This is a messenger RNA of Myripristis murdjan (pinecone soldierfish), 2140 nucleotides long. RefSeq lists its product as uncharacterized. The coding region runs from base 1 to 1644 and encodes 547 amino acids. The transcript has 9 exons. The record is from RefSeq and is a predicted model, not a curated record. NCBI's taxonomy places the organism in Eukaryota, Metazoa, Chordata, Actinopteri, Holocentriformes, Holocentridae.
AUGGAGGAGCUGAGGUAUACCUUCAUGAGUCUGGCUAGGUGCCUUAGCCAGAGUAAUGUGGGAGCUCCAUUGGACCGUGGUGGUGACAGCAGUGCUGAAUCACAAGUAACAGACAAAUUUAGUCUGCAGGCUCAACUUCUAACUGAAGGUGUGCUCGCCUUGACCGAUGCAUCAGAUACUGAGGUUGAUGCGGACAUAUUUGAUGAGCUGAUAAAGUCAGGGGUCCGAAACUUCAAGGUUGGAUACUGCCAGUGCCCAGUAACGGAUUUUAACAUUCAUGUGGUGGAAGAUGAAUCACAGUCAUCGGUAUUGUCAGACCCAUCAGCAUCAUCAGCUUCAUUGCCAGACCCCUCAGCAUCACCAGCUUCUUCCACUUCAUCGGGUUCCACUGUGAUCCUCCCAUCCACAAAGAGCAGGAAGAGAGGCCUGAGAGAGCUGGAUCACAAUGAAGCAAGACAGAAGGUGGAUACUGUUCUGAGGUCCAAUCCAAAGGGCGAAGAAAUCUUCAAAGAGUAUGAUAAAACUAAGACACUGUCAGAUGCAACUCGUAGACAGAUGGUCAACAUUCUGGUUGCAGAAAUGACAGAAUCAUAUGGGAGGAUUCCACUCACAAGUGUGCGGACCAGUUAUGCGCUGGGAAUUGUGACCCUUUUUCCAUAUCUCGAGGAUCCAUACUCAAAGAAUGGAUAUGAACAUUACUAUGAUCCUGAGGCAAAUACUGGCUAUCUUGCUUGGCGACUCAAGACAGUCCAACGCAACACCCAUGAUGGCUACCGCGGGCGUUCCAGGUCAGAUUUCCAGGACAGUCCAACAACCCAAUGGGAAUCACUUUUGGUUGGUGAACAGGUCCUGGGUGAGGAGUGCAGAGAGGCCCUCUCUAUAAUCAGACACUCAACAGAUAAAUCUGUGGUCAAAGAGAAGAUGAAAGCCACCUUUGAGUACAGACAGAAGCUGGUUCACGACCAGGAUGCAACAUCUUCAGUCCUGGAUGUCUUUCCUCGCUUCCUUGACAUACCUGGAUUGAUUGACCAGGAUUUUUCCAUGAUGUUUGGGGACGAAGUAUCUGGAAAGUUUCUUGCAAAGUGGCCUUCGUACUUCAAGCCCAAAGUCAUCGCAGAAAGCCAGAGUCUUCCCUCCAGUCUUUAUGUUGACGAGCUGCGGGCAGCUUUUGACCCUGAGACGGAGAAUGACUACGGCUGGGAUAGUGAUCUGUCAGCUCUCCUCUUGCUGUUGCACCUUCUGCCCCCUACAUCAAGAGGCCAGAAGAAAACACCCAAGAUUAGCUCAGCACAGGCAGCCAACCAUCUUCUAAGAUUUGUUAAGCAUGGAGCCAGCCUCACUACAUUCCUGGAGAAAGUUGAUGCCAGACAGCCCUUCCUCCUCUGCAUCGGUGAACAAAAAAAGAAGAUCGAAAGGUUCUUCAUCGUUGUGGACCAGAAGGCUCUUCCAUGCAACGCUCUGACAUCGGUGGCUGCUUUUGAUGGACUAUUCAAAGCUCACUAUGUUUUCAGCAUCUCUUAUGACGAAGCUCUUUCCAGUUUCUACACUUUCAUCCAAACCACAGUCUACAACAUCGAUGUUGGAAACACAAAGGAAAGCCCACGAGUGAAGGAACUGAGAGCACGACUGCUGCAAGAGCAUUAAAAUGCCACCACUGCACAAAGGUCAGAGCAUUUUCAAAAAAACUGUUCACUGAGUAUGUUCACAUGUUUUGUGUGUAAAACGCACCACAAAAAUUGUUCAGUUCUUUGCCAACAUUUAAAGUUUCAACAUGGUUUAUAUCCAGCCAAAAACUUACUUACUGUGUCAGACAUUGCAUUUAGAGGCAUGUUCAGAUGUUUCAACUACAAGUUGGGUCAGAAAUUAUGCCACUGAGUACCAGGUUGAUCUGUUUAUAUGCACUGGAGUAUUCCAUGACCUACCUGUGUUUAAGAAAAUCUGUAAUAUCGUAAUACAUGAACAGCGUGCUUUCAUAAUAGGUUGUACUGUUGAGACACUGUACUUUGAUGAACAUUUUCAUGCAUACUGUAUAGAGGAGCAAAAUAAUGAAAAUUCUCUGAUUUGUAUUGAUCAGCUCACCUAUUUUAAACCCUUUGACAAGCAGUAUCCUAAUGACAGUGAAAGAGCAUACAUUGUUCCC